AUGUCGUCACACGCCGCGUCGGCUGCCCCUCACAGGCACGCCCGCGUGCUCGCCUGCGUCCUGUGCCAACAUCGCAAGAUCAAGUGCGACCGGAACUUUCCCUGCGCAAACUGCGUCAAGGCAAAUGUCACCUGCACACCCAGCACGCCCGCCCCGGCCCGCAAGCGCCGCCGCCCGAACCAGGAUCUCCAAGAGCGCCUCGCGCGGUGCGAGGAGCUGCUCAAGCAAUAUGCCGGCGCUGCUCCGCCGUCCAAGGAGGAGUCGCCCGCCGCGAACCAAGUCAAGCCGGAGCCGUCGGACACGACGCCCAUGAGCACCGACACGCAGCAGAGCUGGGCUCCGGCCUGCCAGCUCGUCAACGAGGACAACGGGCCUCGUUUCAUGGACAGCUACAUCUGGGCCAGCAUAUCGGAAGAGCUCCAAGCCAUGCGCGACAUUGUCGAGACGGAAGACCCUGAAGACUCCAGCAUACUCGGCUCCGAAGAGCUCACUCCCGACAACAACGCAGACCUCUUUUUCCAGAGCGACGUGUCCACCAGCAUCGAGGAGCUCACCCCGGACCCCGUCCACAGCGUCAAGCUCUGGCAGCUUUUCCUGGACCGGGUCAACCCCUUGACAAAAGUCAUCCACGUACCGACGGUGCAGCCCAUCGCCAUGGAAGGGGCGACCAACAUGGCCAACAUUCCCUUUCACGCCCAGGCCCUUCUCUUUUCCAUAUACACCAUGGCCGCCUUCUCCCUCACAGACUCGGAAUGCAUAGCGACCUUUGGCAUCUCGCGAGAGGCGGCGAUGCAAAAAUACACUGCCGGCUUCAAGUCGGCGCUCAUGAGGUUGAAUUUCCUCAAAAACUACAACCAGACUGCCCUGCAGGCACUCGUGCUGUUCCUGCAAUCGCUGCAAGGACGGUACGACCGCCAUGCGGCGUGGAUUCUCAGCGGAACUGUCGUACGCAUCGCCCAGAAGAUGGGUUAUCACCGCGACGGCGAGACCCUCGGGCUGGACCCGUUCGAGACGGAAAUGCGACGGCGCAUCUGGUGGCAGCUCGUCAUCCAGGACUCCAAGUACGCCAUGAUGUCGGGGCUCACACAGUCCAUGUCCCCAGACACCUGGAACACACAACUUCCGCAAAACGUGAGCGAUUCGGACAUCUUCCCAGGACUGACGGAACCUGUGCGUGCCCGCGACGGGCCCACCGAAAUGGCGUUUGUCAUCAUGGUGAACGAAAUCUUCAAGUUUAAGCUGGAAAAGGACAACAGCUCCGACGGACGUGCCUUUGAGGCGGCUCUCAUGGGCCAUGACCUGGACGGAGAAUCCGACUCUACUGAUGUCCACCACACCAUAUUUGCCAAGUUCCGUGCCUCGGCCGAAGACCUCGAGAGGAGGCUGGCCGAACUGGAGGCCAGAUAUGUCGACAGAAAUGCUGGCCCUGUCCAUAGGGCGGCGCUCUCAUUGCGACCGAUGAUGACGAACAAGCUGUCGGAGAUGUUGGUACCUAUGCGUGAGCAGCCCGAAUAUGGCACCGAAAUCUUUGGUCCCAAGGACAACCUGUUCAAGGUCUUCAUCAUGGGCAACGAGCACAAGAUGGAGGCCAUGGAGGUGCUCAAGGACACGGGUUUCUUGUGGUGGGUGAAGCUGCACUUCCAGCUCGACAUCCUCGCUCUCAUGAUCGCACAGCUCUGCCGGCGGCCGACGGGAAGCCUCGCCGACCGCGGCUGGGCCGUCAUGGAGCGUGUUUACGAGUACCACGAGGAGCUGUCCGACAUGACGCAAAAGCAAAACUCGGUCCAGGCGCAGUUUGUCCUCAAGGCGUGGAAGAUGCGCGAGCAGGCAUAUGCGCGGGCCGGGCGAGCCAUCCAGUCGCCGCACUUCAUCAUGCAGCUCCGCGACAUGUUGCCGUCCCACGAACCUCGCUCGUCGACGCAGUCGUCUGCGACGCCGCCGAUGGCUUCGCAGGCGCACAUGCAGCAAGCUCAACAGCCCAAGGCGGCGGAUCAAGCGAUGGGCUUCCAGCCCACCAGCGACAUGGACCCCUUCAUGAGUGGCUACCUCGACAUGUCGACGCUCGACUGGGGCGUUUUUGGCGAUAUGAUCCCCGGCGGCGGCGACCAGCUCUCGGCGGCCAUGUUUGGCGGUCUCGGCCUCGGCAACGCCCCCAUGGGGGGCAUGAGCGCCGUCAACAACAACAUGGGCAACCCGAACCAGUUUUGA
This is a messenger RNA of Purpureocillium lilacinum, 2208 nucleotides long. RefSeq lists its product as uncharacterized. Gene Ontology annotation, molecular function: zinc ion binding; DNA-binding transcription factor activity, RNA polymerase II-specific; DNA binding. Gene Ontology annotation, biological process: regulation of DNA-templated transcription; DNA-templated transcription. The record is from RefSeq and is a predicted model, not a curated record. Lineage: Eukaryota; Fungi; Ascomycota; Sordariomycetes; Hypocreales; Ophiocordycipitaceae.